AUGGUUCCUCUGCGCGCUGCUUCUGAGAUGCCGUGGGGUGUUGCUUCCGGGUCGGAGCGACGAGGGGCUUGGAGCGGGGCUGCGCCGAUGUGCCGAGUUUUUGCGAGGCCCUGUGUUGCAGAACCGUCUGUCUUCAGCGAGCCCGCAAGCGCCGACUUGGAUGGAUGGCGCUACUGCCGACUUUCUCCUGGCCCUCGACGACGCAGCCCUGACGGCUGCCGAGGCCUACGGUCUUCAAGGAAUCGAGGCAACCAAGCCUCCUUGGCUGGAGACGCUGCUGCAAACGCUGUCGAGCUGCGAAGCAAGGCUACUCGCCGCGCCCGGAAAGCCUGCGGGUAUCAAAGCCUUCCGCAUGAAGCAGAAGAAGGCGGAGUUCCUCGGCACUCGCAAGUUGCAGGGCAGGUGGCCUGCUGCAUCGAGGCCCUUCGCGACCACUUCGACCUUGAACGCGUUGCGCGUGUCGUGGAUCUCGGUGCUGGUAGAGGAUGGCUCACUCGUGCGCUCCGAGCAGCGCUGGCGAAGCCGAGUGUUGGGCUUGAGCUGGACGAGGCACAGGUCGCCAGCGCGAGGGCGGCUGUCCAUGCUGAGGGGCUCAGCCAGGUCUCCUUCGAAGUCUGCGACCUCCGCUCUCCGCAGACCCUGGUGUCCCUCUUGGAGCCCCAGGACCUCUUAGUAGCGUUGCAUCCUUGUGGUCGCCUGGGUGAUCUCACGAUCGAGGCGCUCCUGUCGCUUCCACCGGCACGUCGGCCGGGACUUUUCUUAGUUUCCUGCUGCCUCCAUGGCCGUUCCUGGUCUCCGGUGCCCGACCCACGCCCGCCGUUGUCAGAGCUCGGCAAGGCCCUUGGCUUGUCUCUGCCGCGACUGGCACUGCAACGCGCGAACCUCUGGGGCCCUGGAAGCCGUGCAGCGGGCUCUGGCGCAGCAUGGUCACGUCUUGCCUUGCGCCGACUCUUGGAGAUGCUGGGCCGCCCUGUGGGCGGUGGGGACGCUUCUCCAUCCCUGAGAGGACUCGGCCGCGGGCCUUGGCGACAGAAGGCAGCUCGGGCCGCUGACCGCGAAGGCUUGCCUGGCCCGUCUGAGGAGCAACUCAAGCUUUCUGCCGCCCAUGCAGAAGAGGCCUUGCCUUCAGCGCGACGGUUGGAGCUCCUUCUUCCCGUUUUCGGCCGACUUGCAGAGUUGGCUGUGAACUUUGACCGCGCACUGGCGCUUCAGGAGGCCGGCUACGAGGUGGCGGUUGGUCGCGCCUUCGCCAGUGGGACCAGUCCACGGAAUUGCGCGCUGUACGCCGGCACGCCGUCACAGGAAGGAAAAGAACGCGGUCAGGAACCGCUUGAUGCUGCCCUCAAGAAUGCACAUGCCGAAAUCAGCCGUGGCCAUCCAAUCGAACAUAGUGCGCUGCUGGUCGUCAUGGCUUCUGACCGCUCACGUUCGCCGGUUGCCGCCAAGUCUGGUGGGAAAAAGCACCUUGUCACGGUGAUUCCCUGUGUUUAUGGCAUCGACAACUUCUGGAAGUACGGCACCCUGUCACGGACCUUCGAGAAGCAUCCUAAGUUCCACUUUAUCACGGGUGAUGCGAAAGAUGUGGAGCUCUUGCGGAAGGUCUCCGGUGGGCCCUCUUUGUCACUGGGGCUAGUUGGGGCUUAG
Messenger RNA from Symbiodinium sp. CCMP2592, 1644 nucleotides. The record is from the annotation of a GenBank genome assembly. NCBI's taxonomy places the organism in Eukaryota, Dinophyceae, Suessiales, Symbiodiniaceae.